Molecule: messenger RNA, 738 nt
Organism: Spodoptera littoralis (African cotton leafworm)
Lineage: Eukaryota; Metazoa; Arthropoda; Insecta; Lepidoptera; Noctuidae
Source: the annotation of a GenBank genome assembly
AUGAAGAAAGUAGUAUUAUUCAAGAGUGAGUCGGAAGACUAUGUGAAAGCAUUUCACGAGUGUAAUUACAGAACUGUGUUUGUGGAGCCGCUGCAGUUCGAGUUUACUUGUAAACAAGAAUUGACAGAAAAACUUCUUCAGAAUUACACAGGCAUUGUAUUCACAAGUCCAAGAGCCAUUGAAGCAGUCUCCAAAUGCUGGGAUCCGACACGGUUUGUGAUAUGGAACAGAAAAAAAGUUUACACAAUAGGUGAUGCUAGUUGUCACAAGAUUAAGCUGCUGCUUGGGUUAGAAGCAUUGGGUAUGUCUUCAGGAAAUGCUGAAAAUCUAGCUAAACUGAUUGUUCAAGAAAAUCCUGCUAACUCCAGGUUUUUAUUUCCAUGCGGUAACCUGAGAUCUGAGGUUUUGCCAACUAUUUUACAGUCAUCUAGCAUCUCAGUUGAUCCACUGACUGUGUAUGAAACAACAGAAAACAAAAAUCUAAGAACAGACUUGAUGGAACUUAAUAAGUCAGACUGUCCAUGCUGCAUGGUAUUCUUCAGUCCAUCUGGAUGUGAGUACAUACACCGCCAGCUACAGACCUUCAGCAAUGUUCUGUCAGAGUUGCCACACUUUGCUAUUGGCAACUCGACUGCUUACAAAAUUGAGAAUCUUGGAGUUGAAGUAGCUGGGAUUGCAGCCACCCCAAAGGCAGACAGCCUGGUAGAGUCCAUACAAAAAUAUUUUGCAAAUGCAUAG